AUGCCUGAGGGGGGAAAAUCCAAGAACAAGAACAAGGCUCGCCAACCCGACGCCGCCGAUGUGAAUACUUCGGAUGAUAAUAGGAGUGGUCUAUCGGGAGCGAAUGACGUACAGCCAGACACGACGGACAGUCACACGCCCGAGGAGACUACAAAUGGGAAAGAGAUUGAUGCCAAUUCGACUGACCAUGGACACGCCGAUAUUGAAUCCGACGAUUCCAGAGCAAAGUCGCCGAUUUUGGAAGCUCUCCGAUCCAAGGACCGCUUUGACGCCCUUGUAAGAGACCGAGAUUCGUUGCGCGCCGAGGUGACCGAUAUGCGGAAGUCCUUGGAAGAGAUACAAUCGAAGCACCGUACAGAUAUGCAGGCUUUACAGAGCAAACUGGAUGAUGCCGAGAGUAAAAAGGAGCACGCGGAGUCUCAGUACCGUGGCUUACUCGAAAGGGUGAAUACCAUUAAAGCGCAGCUUGGCGAGCGUCUCAAGGAAGAUGCUGAGGAGAUUUCCCAGGCGAGGUCGAGGAUAGAGGAAUUGGAGGAACAGAAUUCAAGCACGAAAGAAGAAUAUGAGGCUAAGAUCUCGGAGCUGUCGGAGGAAAACCAGCGCAUGGCUAAAGAGCUUUCGGAACUACGCGAACGAACGAACCUCUCGCAACAAAACUGGCUUAGGGAAAAAGAUGACCUUUUAGAGCAGGAGUCGUACCUCCAGUCUGAAUUCGAGCAAGCAAAGGAGGCUAUGCAUAAUUGGGAAGUGCUCGCCAUGGAGGAACGUUCGAUCAGAGAGAAUCUUGGGGAAAAGGUUAUAGACCUAGAGGAACAGUUGACUACUCUGAAGGACGCGUAUGAAAGAACUUCUGCUGAGCGAGAUUCUCAAGCAGCGGCUGUGGAUGGGUUACAGCGCGCUCUUCAAGAAAUCCAGGCCGCACGAAAACAAGAGCUUCGUGAACUAGUCGAAAGCUCUGAUGCUCAGCUCGAGGGACUAAAGCAGUCACUUAAUGAGGCCAAAUCGAAAGAGUCAGAGGCAAUGAAGUCUCUACAAGACCUCCAACAAGAGCUUGAGAGGGUCCGGCCAUUCGAAAAAGAAGUCAGGGAGAAGAACCUCCUGAUCGGCAAACUCCGACACGAAGCUGUCACUCUGAAUGACCACUUGACAAAAGCGCUGCGGUUCCUCAAGAAGGGGAAGCCCGAAGAUAAUGUUGACCGGCAUAUUGUCACAAAUCAUUUACUCCACUUCCUGGCGCUUGACCGGUCGGAUCCAAAAAAGUUUCAGAUUCUACAACUCAUCGCGGCGUUGUUGGGGUGGUCAGAUGAACAGCGUGAGCAGGCAGGGUUGGCUCGUCCAGGAGCGUCUGGAGCCUCGGCUAGGCUCCGGGUUCCUGGCUCACCCAUGCAUCGUACGCCUAGUACGCCAAGUUUAGCGACUGAAUUUCGGGAUAAUGGGGCAGCAAGCAAGGAAUCACUUGCAGAAUUGUGGUCCAAUUUUCUCGAACAAGAAUCACAAGCCUCUUCCCAUGAUAAUAGUCCAUUGACGAAGUGAAGCUGGAGAUAUACAGCAACUCCUACCAUGUCCCUUCAACGAACUUAGACAACAUCAUAAUAUAACAACACCCAUAGCUCCC
Molecule: messenger RNA, 1615 nt
Organism: Aspergillus nidulans FGSC A4
Lineage: Eukaryota; Fungi; Ascomycota; Eurotiomycetes; Eurotiales; Aspergillaceae
Product: putative Golgi matrix protein
Exons: 7
Coding region: 1-1533 (510 amino acids)
Cellular component (GO): Golgi apparatus
Source: RefSeq, a predicted model, not a curated record